AUGUCCAUAACACUGUGGAUUAUCGCUAUCAUAAUCGUGUACACAGCAAGCCACGACAUAGAGAAAUGUGAAAAAAUAAAAAUAGGUUCCGAAUUCUACAAGAGACAAUUAGUCGCUACUAUCGAUGGUUACCCUACAGGAUUAGUUAUCGACCCUAGAACUGAAAACAUGUUCUUCCUACUCCACAAAAGGAACUACACAAGAGGCAUACAUAUACUGAGAUAUGGUGCUUUAGGUGUUCAAGAGAUUCCUAUUUCUGACGAUUUAUCAGGCCAAUGUGUUGGUAUCGAUGUGUCUAAUAAUAUCAUCUAUAUCGGAACUAAUCAAGGCAUAACAACGUAUAACAAGGAUAAGAAUCAAAUCACAUCUGAGAGACCAAUCGGUGACGACGAUGUUCGUAAUAUCUUUUUUGAUAAACGUGACAAUUUGAUGUACAUAACAACGGGUCCGCAGCAUGAAAUAUUCAAGUUCAUAAAUGGUUCCGCUGCUGUCAAAAGAUAUGAUAAAGUACCGAGGGCUUAUAAUUUCAUUUUAGAUGCUAAAGGUAACGCUUUCUACGAAUACGUCGAUGGUAGAUUGUAUUUCUUUUCAGUAGAUCUUUUUGAACCAAUUCAAUAUAAAGGUUUUACAAGAGAAUUGAAAUAUAUUGUCCAAUUGAAUAAUUUUGACGAAGCUAUUCUUGCUGUGAAGGGAUCUCUUUAUAAAUUAACAACGAGAAGUAUUUUCCCGGAGAAGAUUGCACAAUUGGGUAUGAAAAUUACGGCUCUUUUCUUUGAUGCUAGAAAUAAUAUUAUUAUCGGUACGAAAGGUAAGAUUUAUAGAUACAAGCCGGUUGAUAAGAACGAUCCUUGCCCCCCUGAUGACUAUUUCCUGUCUAGUAUUUAA
Messenger RNA from Papilio polytes (common Mormon), 885 nucleotides. RefSeq lists its product as uncharacterized. Lineage: Eukaryota; Metazoa; Arthropoda; Insecta; Lepidoptera; Papilionidae. The transcript has a single exon. Gene Ontology annotation, molecular function: protein binding. The record is from RefSeq and is a predicted model, not a curated record. The coding region runs from base 1 to 885 and encodes 294 amino acids.